Messenger RNA from Loxodonta africana (African savanna elephant), 3220 nucleotides. It is a transcript of the gene MAN2B1, whose product is annotated as mannosidase alpha class 2B member 1. The transcript is spliced from 24 exons. Gene Ontology annotation, cellular component: lysosome. Bases 16 to 3114 code for a protein of 1032 amino acids. Gene Ontology annotation, molecular function: carbohydrate binding; alpha-mannosidase activity. Gene Ontology annotation, biological process: mannose metabolic process. The record is from RefSeq and is a predicted model, not a curated record. Lineage: Eukaryota; Metazoa; Chordata; Mammalia; Proboscidea; Elephantidae.
AGUGGCAGCUGAGCUAUGGGUGCGGACGCGCGGGCCGCAGGGGACCGCGCUGGCAGCGGCCGGCGCGCGGUUGGGCCCUGGACGAGCUCUUUCGCGCCGCGGCCGCUGCUCCCGUCUCUCGCCUUCCUCUUUUUUUUGUUGCUGGUGGUGCUUGGCGCUCGGGCCGCGCGUUACGAGACAUGCCCCAAGGUGCAGCCGGACAUGCUCAACGUGCACUUGGUGGCCCACACACACGAUGACGUGGGCUGGCUCAAGACAGUGGACCAGUACUUUUACGGCAUCCACAAUGACAUCCAGCGAGCAGGUGUGCAGUACAUCCUGGACUCAGUAGUCUCCUCCCUGUUGGCUAAUCCCACCCGCCGCUUCAUCUAUGUGGAGAUCGCCUUCUUCGCCCGAUGGUGGUACCAGCAGACAAAAGCAAAGCAGGAAGUUGUGCGGGAUCUGGUGCGCCAGGGGCGCCUGGAGUUUGCCAAUGGUGGCUGGGUGAUGAAUGACGAAGCGUCCACCCACUAUGGCGCCAUCAUCGACCAGAUGACGCUUGGGCUACGCUUCCUAGAGGACACGUUUGGCAUUGAUGGGCGCCCCCAUGUGGCCUGGCACAUUGACCCUUUUGGCCACUCGCGUGAGCAGGCCUCACUCUUUGCUCAGAUGGGCUUCGAUGGCUUCUUCUUUGGGCGCCUGGAUUAUCAAGACAAGGCGAUUCGGGAGCAGAUGCUGGAGAUGGAGCAGGUGUGGCGUGCCAGCACCAGUCUGAAGCCCCCGGCUGCCGACCUCUUCACUGGUGUGCUCCCCAAUAUGUACAACCCACCAAAGGAUCUGUGCUGGGACAUGCUGUGUGAUGACAAGCCCGUGGUGGACAACCCCUAUAGCCCUGAGUACAAUGCCGACAAGCUGGUCAAAUACUUCCUGGAGUUGGCUGCUGCUCAGGGCCGGCACUACCGCACCAACCACACUAUAAUGACCAUGGGCUCAGACUUCCACUAUGAGAAUGCCAACAUGUGGUUCAAGAACCUUGACAAGCUCAUCCAACUGGUCAACGCCCAGCAGCAGGCCAGUGGGAGCCGAGUCCAUGUUCUCUAUUCCACCCCAGCCUGUUAUCUCCGAGAGCUGAACAAGGCCAACCUGACUUGGUCGGUGAAACAGGAUGACUUCUUCCCUUACGCUGACGGCCCCCACCAGUUCUGGACCGGCUACUUCUCCAGCCGGCCGGCCCUCAAACGCUACGAGCGCCUCAGCUACAACUUCCUGCAGGUAUGCAAGCAGCUGGAGGCACUGGCGGGACCUGCGGCCAACGUGGGACCCUAUGGCUCGGGAGACAGUACGCCCCUCAGUCCCGCCAGGCUCAGUGUCCCACCCAUAGGGGAAGCGGUGGCCGUGCUCCAGCACCACGACGCUGUCAGUGGCACUUCCCGGCAGCACGUGGCUGACGACUACGCAUUCCAGCUUGCUGAGGGCUGGGGACCCUGUGAGGUGCUCCUGAGCAACGCUCUGGCGCUGCUCAGCGGCUCCAAGGAGAACUUCACAUACUGCCGCGAACUCAACGUCAGCGUCUGUCCGCUCAGCCAGACGGCGGCGCGCUUCCAGGUCACCAUUUAUAACCCCCUGGGGCGGAAGGUAAAUUGGAUGGUACGGCUGCCGGUGCGCGGAGGCGUUUUCUCAGUGAGAGACCCCAAUGGCACGACUGUGCCGAGCGAAGUGGUGAUACUUCCAGGCUCAAACAGUCAGGAGCACCCUCCAGAGCUGCUCUUCUCUGCCUCAGUGCCUGCCCUGGGCUUCAGCACCUACUCAGUGUCCCGGGUGCCUAAACGGACCCCCAAGGCCCACACCUAUCGACCCAGGCCCUGGUCCCGUGUCCUGGUCAUACAAAAUGAGCACAUCCGGGCUUCAUUCAACCCUGACACAGGACUCUUGAUGAAGAUUGAGAACCUGGACCAGAACCUCCUACUGCCUGUUCGCCAGGCCUUCUUCUGGUACAACGCCAGUACAGGUGACUACUUAAGCCCCCAGGUCUCAGGUGCCUACAUCUUCAGACCCAAUCAACCAGAACCACUGCCUGUGAGACGCUGGGCUGAGACUCGCCUGGUGAAGACGGCCUUGGUGCAGGAGGUGCACCAGAACUUCUCAGCCUGGUGUUCCCAGGUGGUUCGCCUGUACCCUGGACAGAGGCACCUGGAGCUGGAGUGGACAGUGGGGCCAAUACCCGUGGGCGAUGGCUGGGGGAAGGAGGUCAUCAGUCGCUUUGACACAACAUUGGAGACAGAUGGACGCUUCUACACAGACAGCAACGGCCGGGAGAUCCUGGAGAGGAGGCGAAAUUAUCGGCCCACCUGGGACUUGAGCCAGACUGAGCCAGUGGCGGGAAAUUACUACCCGGUCAACAGCCGCAUUUAUAUUACGGAUGGAAACAUGCAGCUCACAGUGCUGACUGACCGUUCCCAGGGGGGCAGCAGCCUCAGCGAUGGCUCCCUGGAGCUCAUGGUGCACCGAAGGCUGCUGAAAGAUGAUGCACGUGGAGUAGGGGAGCCACUGCAGGAGGCGGGCCUGGACGGUUGGGGGCCAGGGCUGUGGGUGCGAGGGCGCCACCUCCUGCUACUGGACACAGCCAGGACCGCUGCUGCUGGGCACCGGCUGCUGGCGGAAAAGGAAGUCCUGGCCCCGCAGAUAGUGCUGGCCCUGGGAGGUGGCGCCCCCUAUCGCUUGGGGGCUGCCCCGCGCACUCAGUUCUCCGGGCUGCACCAGGAGCUGCCGCCCACAGUGCACCUGCUCACACUGGCCCGCUGGGGCCCAGAGACCCUGCUGCUGCGUUUGGAGCACCAGUUCGCUGUUGGAGAGGACACAGUUGGCAAUCUAAGCUCCCCCGUGACCUUGGACUUGAGGAACCUGUUUUCCACUUUCACCAUCACCCACCUGCAAGAGACCAUGCUGGCGGCCAAUCAGGCUCGGGACCUCGCCUCCCGGCUCCGGUGGACACCCAGCACAGGCCUUCCAACCCAAACCACGCCCUCCUUGCUGGACCCCGCUGCCAUCACGCUACAGCCCAUGGAAAUCCGCACCUUCUUGGCCUCAGUCGAAUGGAAGGAGGAUAUCUACACCCACUCGGAUGCCCCCUUGUGAGCCUGAGUCCCCUCCACCAUGGGUGGGGAUGCUCGCCUUUUUUUCUGUUGCUGCUGCUGCUGCCAAAGAAAAGUCAUUAAAAUGCCACCACCAGGACCCACUUUGA